Messenger RNA from Saccharomyces eubayanus, 510 nucleotides. RefSeq names its product signal recognition particle subunit SRP21 (gene SRP21). The record is from RefSeq and is a predicted model, not a curated record. The transcript has a single exon. Bases 1 to 510 code for a protein of 169 amino acids. NCBI's taxonomy places the organism in Eukaryota, Fungi, Ascomycota, Saccharomycetes, Saccharomycetales, Saccharomycetaceae.
AUGUCUGUGAAGCCCAUUGACAACUUCAUCAUGAAUAGCGUUCGCCUAUUCGAGGUGAAUCCAUCUCAGACACUAUUUUCUAUAUCGUAUAAACCACCCACACCAAAAAAAAACACUAAAGUAUCUUUCAGAACUCAUAACUCGCAUCUGUCCUCGAACUACAAAUUUACCACGAAUAAGAGCAAAGAUGUUUCGAGAUUGCUUAGUGCAUUGGGCCCAAGAGGUGUAUCUGUAACCCCAGGCAAAAUCGAAAAAAAAGCACAAUUAAAGAAAAAGCAAAAGAACGCUAAGGUAAAAGAAUCUGAUAAGAAGAUAAAAACCAAAAAUAUUCAAGAUGUUGUCGGUCUGGUCACUUUAAUCGUGAAUACUGAUGUUAAGAAAAGCGAACCUACGGCCACGAAAACGGCUGCAGGGCAGAAGCAAGGUGCCAAUACUGUGCAGAAUAAUAAUGGUGGCUCUUCAGCUUCGAAGAAGAAGAAAAACAAGAACAAGGGCAAAAAGAAGCGUUAA